CGCGUCUCGCCCAAUUUUCCGCAAUUAAAUUCCACCAGCAAAGCUAUCAACAAAUAUGCUGUCAGGCCACAAACCUUCUAUAUUGUACUUUUAGAAAAGUAAUAUUUGUUAAAGUGAGCGUGUGAGUGCUGGGAUUCGAAUCUACGGAAGUCCUUUUCGUUUGUGCUGUGCUGUUGUUGUUUUGUUGCUUUGGCUACUGCUGUCGCCCUGUAUACGCCCUUGCGUAUAACAAUGGACAUGGAAUACGCCAACAUCAAUGAAUUUAAUGACCGCGACCUAGCGACACGCAUGCGCAACAGCAAUUAUGAAAAAUACAAGUCUCUGGUGCGCAUGCACCUCUCCUUCGAGCUGGAACUAAACACCGACGAGUUCGACAUGCCGUACCAUGAAAUCGUCUACGAAGAUAAGGGCAAGAUAAAGAAGUGGAAUCGCCUCUCCAAGAAGAAUCGCGGACCUGCCACAGGCUGCACGGCUGGGGCAGGCAGUAAGUCGGCGGGCAACAGUCCCACUGAAACGCUGCAGCAACAAAUUGAUGCAGGCUUUCUGAUGCACCUGGAGGAGCUCAAAGAGUUUCUUAUGCUGGAGAAGAAUCUCACCCAGGAGGGACUAUUUCGCAAGACAGGAGCCGUUUCCAGGCAGAACGAGCUACGAAUGCACAUACAGCACGACCAGCCCUUGGAUUUGGAACUGACAGGAUUCUCGGCUCACGACUGUGCCACUGUUUUUAAGAGCUUUCUGGCCGAGCUGCCAGAGCCUUUGCUUACAGACGACCACUAUCCAGCACAUCUUCAGAUAGCGCCGCUUAGCCAGGCAUUAAUGGGGGGGUCAGGUGGCGGCUACCGCAGAGCGCCAACAACAUCUUCUCAACUCGGUGCAGCUGCUUCUUCUCCUGCUCCCCGAAGAGCAUCGCGAGUUACUGCAGCACAUUAUUAAAAUGCUCCAUUCGGUGGCAGCGCGUGAGGAGAGCAACAAGAUGUCCGCGGAGAAUUUGGCCAUCUUGUUUACACCGCACCUG
Messenger RNA from Drosophila miranda, 1015 nucleotides. RefSeq lists its product as uncharacterized. Gene Ontology annotation, cellular component: cytoplasm. Gene Ontology annotation, molecular function: GTPase activator activity. The transcript has 3 exons. The record is from RefSeq and is a predicted model, not a curated record. Lineage: Eukaryota; Metazoa; Arthropoda; Insecta; Diptera; Drosophilidae. Gene Ontology annotation, biological process: signal transduction; regulation of small GTPase mediated signal transduction. The coding region runs from base 232 to 933 and encodes 233 amino acids.